AUGAAUGUUGCAAUAAUUGGCACAGAUUCUUAUCCAUCAAUGCAUACUUCUCUAUUAUUAACAUCUAAAAAUCAAUUUGUACCACCUAGUCAAAUUAAUCAAUCUCAAGUGAACAAUUUACAAAUUGGUACAACAACACCCACACCAGUACCGAAUGUAAUCAUGGCAAAUAAUACAAUUUUGUCUUCCAAUUUAACACCAAUAAGAGCUAUUUGUAUGCCAAUGCCGCAACAACAACAACAACACCCAUCUGUUCAGCCAUCACAAGUUACAUCUACCACUGGUCAGAGAACUGUAUUAUCACAAAUUAAAUUACCACCUGGUUGUACAAUUCUUACCGGAUCUGGUCAAACUCCAAAUAUUACUGGUCGUAUUAUUUAUGUUGAUAGAGCUACUGGACAAUCUUAUAUACCAGUCCUGACAAAUGCCUCAGGUAAUUUGAGUCAAAUAGCUUUAGGAAAUAAUAUACCCUUACCCAUCAGACAACCACAAUUUGCUCAAGUUGCUUCAUUGUCAACAAAUACUACAUUAUCGCCACAACCAUCAACUCAACAUCAACAAACACAAUCCAAUUGCACCGGAACUAAUGAAAAUACAUGUGGUCAAUCUGAUCAACAGAGUACAAUGCAAACUUCUAAUACUCAAAUUGAUCCAAGUUCUAUACCACCUGAUGUGACUAGAAAUAUUAGUACAGUUGGCCGACGACCUGGACCUCCACCACCAGCACCUGAAUUUAAUCUUGUUUGUAAUGUCUAUCAUGAAAGUAUUCAUAUUAAUGCUAUAAUAACAUACAUUAUAAAACGAGUUGAAAUAAAUAGAACACCUGAUCCUAAUCGUUUACAAUAA
Schistosoma turkestanicum is the source of this 846-nucleotide messenger RNA. The record is from the annotation of a GenBank genome assembly. NCBI's taxonomy places the organism in Eukaryota, Metazoa, Platyhelminthes, Trematoda, Strigeidida, Schistosomatidae.